UUCUUAGUUAUCAAAAGAUGUUUUGGAUAAUGAUUGGUAUGGUGAUCUUCCUCUGGUAUAUAGAAUCUAACCUAUAUUAAAUAUAGCUUAGGAUUCUAACUGCUGUGUCACCAGUACCGAAUCAUUUCUAGAUUGGAAGCUCAUUUCUCGUCAGAUUUGCACUGAUCAUUACGUCACUGGAUGCAGCGGGCUGCCUACAUGUGAAAUUUGAUUUUAUUGAAUGCACGAAGUCGCACGCAGCUUAUUUUCAAAUCAGGUUUCACUAGUAAAAAGAUUGGGCAAGGAUUGGCAAUCUCAACCUUACAAAUUUGUAGUAUUAUUAAUGGCAGAAGAGUAAACAGAUGACAGCAAUAAUUUAUUGCUCAGUGUCCAAGUGUACAUUUGCUAUUUUUAAAAUAGCACACCCUCUGUAUAACUGAUGCUGUAUAUACUACUGAGGCUCUGGAAGAUGAUUAACGAGCGUGGUAUCACACUGUCACUUGUGCCAAGGUUUCAUUUGUCAACAUCCUGUUGGUUCCUCGAAUUUCUCAUCUGUGUGGUACCUUCUAUUAUUUUCCCUUCUAUCUAUAUUUCAAAUCCGACGUCCUAGAUAUUUAUUGGCAGGGAGAGAGAGGAGCAGUGAUUGAGUUUGUGGAGCUGAGCGUUAGUCUGUGAAGACGUGUCUCUUCACCACGUUAAAUGGCCUCGUGGUCCAUGUUCUCACGGAGCACAGCAGCUUCACACCAACCCUGUAGCAGGAGUAUUGAAGAAGACUGGGGCUGUCGGGAUAUUGCAAUCAUUUGGUGAGAAGGAGCUAAGUUGAGAGGUGGCAGAGGUGUCCUGGAAAGAAUUGGUGGUAGCUUACAGGGGUUAAUUUGUAAACAUUAUCUGAGGUCAUGCUACUUGAAAUUAUUGGGUUGGGUAGCGAGGGGCGGUUUGUUUACAGUCACUCUUACAGUGAACAGGCACAUUGGCUGCAGGUACUGCUACUGUGUAUCAUUGAUAAUACUGAAACAACCACAAAAUGUAACAUUAUUUUCAUUGUAUUUUAGAUGGUUUGUAUAUUAAUUGCAAGAUUUUUUAAUGGUUAUUCCAUACAUAUUUGUACUGUGUGUGUGUGUGUGUGUUAACAUGUGAAAACAACUUACAUAUUGAAAGCCAUGACUAUGGAUUUCAUGUUAAGUUUGAAAACAUUCCUUCAUGCUUCAGGAGCAGUGGUUUCUCUGGUGAUAGGAAGUGUUGAGGGGGAGACUGUAAACAGAGCACAGAAGCUUCUGGAAGUGCAUAUUGAACCAUGGUACUUGUACAUUCAUGUGGAGCACAAGGCCAAACAGUUGACCAACUGCAGAUCAAUUGACUGCAAAUGUCACCCUGGUGCGUGAGCAGGCAGCUUAAUGAAAAACGACCAGCGGAAAGCUUCGGAGCGCGUUACACUGUGGCUGAGACGCAGUGCGGAUCACGCUAACCGACACCUGGCAAGGUUCAGGGAGAAAGAAGUGGUCAGGUUGUGGGCACCUCGACAAGGCAGAAGAGUCAUGUGGUUUGGGGUAUCUUCAGGCCUUUUUUGGGAGUGGCUGCGUAACUCCAACAGAAAGAAUAACCGAGAGCCAAUAAGGCUUGGUUCCAGCAGCGUGAGGCUCUCGGGGUUUCGUAACACGGGCUAACAUGGCUCAGACAUAUGGGUUCCUCUCCCUCUCUCCUCCCUGCAGCAAUGUUUACUGAGGCUGGGCACCUUCAGCUUAAGCAAAUAGUGCUUCUCCUUCAACCAUGUCACGUCUGUGACAAGAAGCGAGUGCUUUGUGCUGCUCUUAACCCUUUCAUGUUUUAUUUGUGGCAUAAAGGUGACAUUACUGAUUAUGAAGUGCCAGAGACAAAUUGGAUUUUUACCGUAGUAUCCCUUUGUUUUGCAUUUACCCCAGAAAAUAGUCAGACUCUUCUGUCUUACUGGAGAAGCAGAAGUAGCUCGACUUUACAUAUUUAAAAGGAGAGGAAGGGAAAUUACAUAAUGCCCGUCUUGUGAUUUUUACUCCCUUUCAAAGCCAAAUUUAAUUUAAAAGGUUUAAGCAUCUUUUUAUGUAGAACUGUUGGGGAGGUGUUGACUGUUUUUUUUAUUUAUUUUUUAUACCCAGCGAAUAAAAAGUCGUACUACUGGCUAACUGGAGAUGAAUGCUUAGAGAUGGAGUUGCAUCCCUUGGUAUAUAUACCUCUUUUUUUGAUCAAAGCAUAACUUUGCUGUAUAAAGCACCAGAUAAAAGUAGAAGUGCACUUGCUUGAUGCUGGUGAUCUUUACUAAAUCCAUGGCAACCUCAACCAGCAUGACUAUCACGGCAUGCUUGAAGGGUGUGCCAUUUCAUCGGGAUUAAGGAUGACCAGGUCAUGCUCGAAUAACUUGAAACGCACCCCAGAAUUGUGAAAGAAGAAUUUAGCGAAGAAGGAAAGUGAAGGACAAUUCAGACAAAUUACCUGGCCUGAACACGGAUGCCAAUCCUGUAACACUUGUGCAAGGCGAGUCAACGCAAAGCAACUAACCACAAGCAUCCAACAUCUUUGGGGAUUGCUGCAAAACGGCCGUGAAGACGUGCCGGUGGGUCUGUCUGACUUGAAGUCCCCUGUCUGGUGACACUGGGCCUCACAUCACACCCAGCCUCUGACUAAGGGGCGACUCUGUCCGCCUCCAUCGCUCAGCACGCAGGACCUCCAGAACAUCAGCUCUCUGGACCUGAGCUCCUCGCCUGGGCGGCAGCCGAGCCCCACGCUGAGCUUCGGUCCCAGGGAGCCGCAGAGAUAAAUGAUCCAGGAAGACUCUGCGCCCUUGUCCUGCAUGACCCCCGGCCCGAAGGACAGCAUGUGUCGUGUGUAGACCUGAGGCAACCAUGAACCACCUGAACGAGGCGGAGCGGGAGGCGGAGCGGGAGGCGGAGCCCGGCAGCGGCAGCCUGGAGCAGAGCGAGGCGGCCGAGGCCGAGAUGGGCGAGGUGGAGCCCCAGCCAUACGCCCAGCACCGCCGAUCCGGUCGGGCCCGGCCACAGAACGGGCACAGCACGGACGGCGCCCCUGAGAGGCCGGCGCACCACCAACAGGGCGGCGCGCGGUAUCGACGUUAUGAAGGCUCGGGUGGUGGCCGCACCCGUGGGCAGCGAAGGGGGGAGGAGACAGAGGCAGAGCGGCCGCACGUGCCCAAGCCCAUCCCACGUGCAGGCGUGACUCGGUACCGUCGACAGGGGGAUGGCGAAGCUCGCCUCCGCGCCCAGCAGCAGAGGCAGAGGCAGAGGCAGCAGCGGGAGGCAGAGAGGGCGGAGCUCCCCCCACCCGCCCCGCCUCCCCUGGAACGUGAGGACCCCGAGGAGGACGAGGGGGCGUCUGGCCUGGCCCGCUCUGGCAGCACAGAGAGCGGCUUCCACAACCACACGGACCGAGCCGAAGGCGAUGCUGUCAUGGCGCUGGAGCCGGAGCGGGAGGAUGAUGGCGUAUAUGGUGUGCCCUUCAGGCCGGAGGCCGAGGGCUACACGGAGAGCGCCGAGGCCGAGCAGCACCAGCCCCACCAGCAGCCCCACUACCUGCCCCAGCCGCCCCCGCUGCCCCUGGAGCCCCUGCCCAACGCCGAGCGGCCCCUGAGCCGGGAUGCUGAAGCCCUGAAUCCCACCUACUCCAGCUACGUGUACGCUCAGCAGCCCUACCAGGCCGGAGAGGCAGGGGGCGCCGGAGAGCCGGAGGACGAGCCGUACUCGGAGCCUUACGCCAGCUACGGCAUGCAGGAGCACGUCUAUGAGGAGAUCGGCGAUGGCCCACCAGCGGAAGGGGAAGCCGAGAAGGAGAGGAUGCAGCAGCGCAGGGCUGGCUUCCGCCUCUUCGAGCAGGAGGACUUCCGGCAGCAGGAGGCCGUGGGCUCCCGGCUGCACCACUAUGACGAGCGCUCCGACGGCGAGUCUGACAGCCCUGAGAAGGAGGCCGAGUUUGCUCCCUACCCCCGCAUGGACAGCAUGGACCAGGAGGAAGACAUUGACCAGAUCGUGGCCGAAGUCAAGGAGAGCCUGAGUUCCCAGAGCCUGGACCGCAUGGGGGCGGCAGAGGAGUGGGCCGAGUCGGAGCACACCUCCCAGGAGGAGCUAGAGGAGAGGAAACCCCCGGCGGAUGAGGAGGAAGUGCAUGGGCUGACCGCAGCCAGCCCCUCGGAGGAAGCAGCCCCGCAGAGGGAAGGCAGGGAGAAACGCGAUGCCAUCUCACUGGCCAUCAAGGACAUAAAGGAGGCCAUUGAGGAGGUGAAAACCCGGACAGUGCGCUCACCGUACACCCCCGAUGAACCCAAAGAGCCCAUUUGGGUGAUGAGGCAGGACCUGAGCCCGACCAGCGAGUGCGAACUUCAGCCCCCCCCAGGGGUCGAUUCCCCCAGUUCAGGGUCCACCUCUCCGCAGGGGGCAGGGUCCUCCAGCAGGCAUCCAAUGCUGCCAGAAAGGAGCGACAGCUUUGACUCGUCUCCUCCAGCCGGCAAGGAGUCCAGGAAGAGCCUUGCUUCGUUCCCAACCUACGUGGAAGUACCUGGGCCCUGUGACCCGGAGGACCUUAUCGAUGGCAUCAUCUUCGCAGCCAACUACCUGGGCUCCACCCAGCUGCUGUCAGACAAGACCCCCUCCAAGAACGUGCGCAUGAUGCAGGCACAGGAGGCUGUCAGCCGCAUCAAGACGGCCCAGAAAUUAGCCAAAAACAGGAAGAAGGCUCCAGAAGGCGAGGCCCAGCCAAUGACAGAGGUGGACCUCUUCAUCUCUACCCAGAGGAUUAAAGUUCUGAAUGCUGACUCACAGGAGACCAUGAUGGACCACCCCCUGAGGACCAUCUCAUACAUAGCAGACAUCGGGAACAUUGUGGUUCUGAUGGCCCGGAGGAGAAUGCCCCGCUCCAACUCGCAGGAGCCCCUGGAGGCUGCAGACCCUGCCCAGGAUGAGAAGCGUCAGUACAAGAUGAUCUGCCACGUCUUUGAGUCAGAGGAUGCACAGCUCAUAGCCCAAUCCAUAGGGCAGGCCUUCAGCGUGGCCUACCAAGAGUUCCUGCGCGCCAACGGCAUCAACCCCGAGGACCUGAGCCAGAAGGAGUACAGCGACCUUCUCAACACGCAGGACAUGUACAACGAUGACCUCAUCCACUUCUCCAAAUCUGAGAACUGCAAAGAUGUUUACAUAGAGAAGCAGAAGGGGGACAUUCUAGGGGUGGUCAUUGUUGAGUCAGGAUGGGGCUCCAUCCUUCCCACCGUCAUCAUCGCCAGCAUGAUGCACGCUGGCCCAGCUGAGAAGUCCGGCAGGAUCAAUAUUGGAGACCAGAUCAUGUCCAUAAAUGGGACGAGCCUGGUGGGACUGCCCCUCUCUACCUGCCAGAGCAUUAUUAAGGGACUAAAGAAUCAGUCUCGGAUAAAGCUGAACAUUGUUAGAUGCCCGCCCGUUACCACUGUUCUCAUCAGGAGGCCAGAUCUGAGGUACCAGUUGGGCUUCAGCGUACAGAACGGCAUUAUCUGCAGUUUGAUGCGGGGCGGGAUCGCGGAGCGCGGCGGGGUCCGCGUCGGCCACCGCAUCAUUGAGAUCAACGGCCAGAGUGUGGUGGCCACACCCCAUGAGAAGAUUGUGCACAUCCUGUCCAAUGCAGUCGGGGAGAUCCACAUGAAGACCAUGCCGGCUGCCAUGUACCGCUUGCUGACUGCCCAGGAGCAGCCUGUUUACAUCUGAAGUUGACCGGAAUCCCGACUUCUGACCUCAAAUCCACAAAACACCCCCCCCCAUCCCAGGAAUCCCCCAUUGCGCCCAGAGGCUGUAGUACUCUGGUGUACAGUGCUGCGUCUCUGUGUCUGUCACAUGUCCCCAUACUCCUUUACUUUUGUGUAUACAUGUGUGUGUGUGUGUGUGUGUGUGUGUGUAUUUCUACAUUUAUCAUUUUGUCACCAGCUUUUUUCUUAAACAUUUUUUUAUUUUUUUUUUUUUAAAGAAUUUCACUGCCGCCGUUUAGUUUAAGUAGCCUUGAACAUAUUUUCUCUUUGAGAAAAAAACAAAAAAAGUAUUUGGAAGAAUUUGAAUCUGCGCUAUCAUCCUGGUGAGAACAUCGCAGGGUAGCGGGGUUACACUUUAGUUACUUUCUUCCUUAUGGUGGUAAAUCUGUCAAGAACCAUAAGAUGGGAGUGUUUUCUUCGGUGGAGCUGAGAGUUAACAAGCAUUCCUUAUGCAUUUCAUUUUGCUCAAACUUUAAAGGGAAUCCCUUAUCUUUGGACGCUAACUAGGAAACUGGACCAAAGUAAAUGCUUCGGAGAAAUUCCUGAAAGUUUCCAAAAGCACAUUUAUAUAAGGAAUGCUGUUUAGGAUUUACUGUUAUCCAGUGGGACAUCUCACAUUUUCUUUUUUUCUGACAGUAAAAGGUGUGUUAAAAUGAUGUAAACUAAAGCAUAGUUUAUUUUGGCUUCAUAGUUUAGUAACCAUGGUUGUUGCUCUAGAGACGGGUCGAUACACAGAAUCACUGUAGUCUUUGUUUUUGUGACUUAACUCCAAGAGAUGCUGAGUUUUGUUUGUUAUAUUAGUUGAUGUCCCUGCAAACAACAGCACAAACAGAAUUUUAAAGACUUGCACAUUUGGGCAUGAGAAAGGCAUAUGAAAACAGUUCCUUUAUAGCUUGUGAGGUCUGCCAUGCUUGUACCGAGUGCAUAGCAGGUACACUGUAAAUAGAGAGUAACUAAGUUGCAGUGUAACUACAGAAAAAGCUAAACAUCCUUUCAACUGCAAACAUGUCACAGAAAAGACUGGAUCAUUUUAGUGCUGCAAGAGCACUUGUUAAGGUUAUUUGAAAAGUACCCUUUCAUCAACACUUCAUUAUGGUUUGUUAACAUUUACCAUGGUGACUCAAAGACCCCAAUUAGAUCUUUUCUUUAAAAGUGCAAUAAGUACAGGGAAUUUCCAGUCUUAAAACAAGGAGCACUUUGACCUUCGAUAAUUUAAUUUUAUGAAAUCUCUAAUAUCUAAAGAAAGGUAAUUAUUUUUUUCUCAGGGAAACCAUUCUGUUUGAAACGUUCAUAUGUGGUGGUGGGGGGGGGGGGUGGUGGUGGUGGUGACAGUUAACAUUCAAAUGAUGCAUUUUAGGAUUGAGAUUGGAUUGUAAAUUAGGUUACUUAAAUCUGUACAGGAAUUAAGAAAAUACAUAUUUAUAUGAAUGUCCAGUUAUCUGGAUGGAUUCAGUGAUUUAAUUUGUUGAACACCUUAUAGCAGCAGAAAUUCAUUCAGGCCAUGAUGUAAUGUUGUACUCUUGUUUGAGUUUUAUGACACUUUGGCCCAGGUAACAUGCCCUACAUGAUCCUUUCGAGUAGCUGGAGAAUUAUGUUGUGGAAAUUCAACUUCCAGAGGUAGUUAGUUUAAACCCUCUGAUACUGACUGAUUGUAAUCAUGUCUAUGUGCUUAGUUCUCCCUCGGCUGGUUUCUGUAUAUAUAUUAUGAUAAAUGAGUAACUGAAAAAAAUCAUUUGAAUUUGAUGGUGUGAAAUAUUUCAGGCUUGAUAGCUGUGGCAUGUUGGUAUCGUGAUUUAAAAAAUAAUUUAUUAGUCAAGCUGGAAGGCAAGCAAGGAUUGUAUAACAUUUAGGUCAUACUUUAAAAUACUUUGAUUUACAUGUAAAAUGUAAUUGGUUUACAUAUCAAGCAUCAUAUAAAUAUGGAGGUAACUGGUAAUGUUUUUCUUAAUUUUUACAAUAACAUGCAUGCAGAAAAUAUGAAUCUGUCCCAUGGCCUUGGUCAAGUACUGGACAUUACCUCAGCUCUCCUUUAGACGGGUCAUGAACUCUGAUGAACUGCAGCCCGAAAUAGCAGGUCUGUGCUUUGGAUUAAUGUUUACAAAGGGGUGCAAUGUAUUUGGAUGGUCAAGCUGCAGUUAUACACCAACUUCCUUUCCAUCACCUGGUCUGUGUGCAUCUUUUCCAGUCCCCCGCCUUAUUAGCGUCAAGGUUAUCCUACGCAAUCAUGUUGGCCUUAUCGUUACUAUAUAUAUAUUUUUUGGACAAAACGAGAAUGACAAGAGACCACUUUGUGUCGCAUGGCAUAGGGAUUCAUCAGCUUCAUCAUUCUUGCUUACGGUUUUCAUGAAAUGUGAUUUCCCCCCCCCCCCCCCCCAAUUAAAAAUUACGUAGCGUUUAACCAAAACCAGCUGCAAAACAUAAUAGUGUAUAAUUCUUGUGGAUCCUUUGUGAGCCAGACUCUGGAAAUUUUGUUGAUAUAUAGAUUGGUCUUUUAACCAGACACUACCGAAUACAGAUUUUGACAGACAUGUUUCAUGUAACUCUUAACAUGUGUCGGGUUCAGUGGUACUUUAGCAACAGAUGAUGAUUGUGAAAUUAAUGUACCUUGGGGCGACUGUUGUGAAAAGAGCUUUAUAAAAAUAAAUUGAAUAGUAGUGGAAAAGAAACGUUUUGAACUCAAGACACCCAUGUGUCAAAUGCGUGCACCUAGUCUGGGCAAUGUAGAGGAGUACUAAAAUGCAACAAAGAUGUCCUUUGUAUAAAAGAAAGGCAUUGAAAGACACUUGAGUAAAUAAUGGCUGUGGGUUUCACAUAGUCUAGUGUUUAUAAAAUGCACUUGUUUUGAAUGUAAUUAAUCUUAACUCUUGUUUGUCAGUAUGUCAAACUCUCUGUAAAGCAACAGCAAUGUUUAUUUAUUUGCUAGCUUUUUCUGUGGCGUUACAGUUAUAAAGCUGCAUUCCUUCCCCAAGGCUGGAAUGUUUGUAACAGUAUUUACAACAAUAAACUACUUGCAGAACAAUAGAA
Messenger RNA from Brienomyrus brachyistius, 8752 nucleotides. It is a transcript of the gene apba1a, whose product is annotated as amyloid beta (A4) precursor protein-binding, family A, member 1a. Gene Ontology annotation, cellular component: plasma membrane; cytoplasm; dendritic spine. Gene Ontology annotation, molecular function: protein binding; amyloid-beta binding. Gene Ontology annotation, biological process: chemical synaptic transmission. Lineage: Eukaryota; Metazoa; Chordata; Actinopteri; Osteoglossiformes; Mormyridae. The record is from RefSeq and is a predicted model, not a curated record. The transcript has 14 exons. Bases 2853 to 5690 code for a protein of 945 amino acids.